Messenger RNA from Cornus florida, 829 nucleotides. Its product is annotated as superoxide dismutase [Cu-Zn]. The record is from RefSeq and is a predicted model, not a curated record. The transcript is spliced from 8 exons. Gene Ontology annotation, biological process: removal of superoxide radicals. NCBI's taxonomy places the organism in Eukaryota, Viridiplantae, Streptophyta, Magnoliopsida, Cornales, Cornaceae. Bases 131 to 589 code for a protein of 152 amino acids. Gene Ontology annotation, molecular function: superoxide dismutase activity; copper ion binding.
GUUCUGAGGUAUAUCAAUCUAUUUCUCUCCCUAGGGUUUUUUUUUUAUUUAUUCUUCAGAGCAUCCGAAUACUUUUUGACUUUCACUUUCACUUUCAUCUCUGAUUUUUCUUAACCUAUCACAUAUAACAAUGGUGAAGGCUGUUGCGGUUCUUGGCAAUAGUGAGGGUGUCAGUGGCACUGUUCACUUUACCCAAGAAGGAGAUGGCCCAACCACAGUAACCGGAACUUUUACCGGCCUCAAACCUGGACUUCAUGGUUUCCAUGUCCAUGCCCUUGGUGACACAACUAAUGGUUGCAUGUCAACUGGACCACAUUUCAAUCCUGCUGGCAAAGAGCAUGGUGCUCCCGAGGAUGAGCAACGCCAUGCUGGUGAUCUUGGAAACAUCACAGUUUGCGAAGAUGGUACUGUCAAUUUCACUAUUGUUGACAAACUGAUUCCACUCAGUGGACCAAAUUCCGUCAUUGGAAGGGCUGUUGUUGUACAUGCUGACCCUGAUGAUCUGGGAAAAGGUGGCCAUGAGCUCAGCAAAAGCACUGGAAAUGCUGGUGGAAGGCUUGCCUGCGGUAUCAUUGGUCUGCAAGGUUGAGUAGCUUCUCAAGGGCGGCGCUGUCUGGUAAAAUACUGAAGUCGAAUGCACUAGCUUCAUAUCCUGUGGAUAUCCAGCUACUAGUGAACCCUACAGUCAAAUAAAGGAUUGUUUUCCCGCAGAAAAAAAAGAAGUAAAUAAAGGGUUCUUUGGAAUCGAUAAACCUCCUUACUGUGUUUUGAUCUAGUCUUGCUUUGUGUGGUAUUUUUGUUUUCAGUAAUGGACUAUUUUUCUUUUUCA